This is a messenger RNA of Aspergillus calidoustus, 1674 nucleotides long. Lineage: Eukaryota; Fungi; Ascomycota; Eurotiomycetes; Eurotiales; Aspergillaceae. The record is from the annotation of a GenBank genome assembly.
AUGGAGAAAGCAGCUGCCGACAUCGAACAGCCCGCAGCCCAGCCCGAAACGAGCGACUUCAUCACCGGAUGGAGACUGGCCAUCCUGCUACUAAGUGUGUCUAUCGCAAUCUUUCUGCCCAACCUCGAGGUCUCCAUCGUCAGCACUGCCUUGGUCACCAUUACCAACGAUCUCCAGGGCUUCAGCAAGACUGGCUGGGUGGUUGUCGCGUAUCUCGUCACAUAUACUGGUAGGUCUCUCUCGUUGACUGCGACAAGACUGGGCCUUACCGUCUUGCCUGGAACAGGCUUCAUCAUCAUCUGGGCCAAGCUGAGCGACAUACUCACCCGCAAAUGGUCUCUGAUCGCGUCGCUGGUCGUCUUCAUUGUUGGGUCAGCAAUAUGUGGUGCUAGCCAGAGCAUGACCAUGCUCAUCGUGUUUCGCGCCCUCCAGGGCCUCGGGGGAGCAGGGUGCUUCUCGAUAUCCAUGGUGGUCUUCUUCGAGAUGAUCCCGCCAGCCAAGUAUCCCAAGUAUGGAUCGCUGCUCUCUGCUGACGUUGCGCUGGCGACUCUCCUGGGGCCGAUUAUUGGCGGCGCCAUUGCAGAUGGGACUUCGUGGCGCUGGGUGUUUCUUCUCAACCUUCCCAUCGGUGCCCUCGCCGUCGUCGCACUGCUCGUGUUUCUCCCCAAGAACUUCCCAUAUCACGGCUCGCGCCCAAAACCCCCCAACAGCAAGCACUCUCUGCAGCGAGUAGACUUCAUCGGCACCCUCCUCCUGGUGGGUGCCAACCUCCUCCUCGUCACAGCUCUCCUCGAAGCCAGUACCGACUAUUCAUGGUCCUCUGCACUCACCAUCUCUCUCCUGACCAUCUCCGCCGUCCUCUGGAUCUGCUUCGUCGUCUGGGAGUACUUUGCCACCAGAGAGACCUGGCCCGUCGAGCCCGUCUUCCCCUUUCGCUUCUUUCCCAACCGCUACUGGAUGGGGAUGCUUCUGCAGUCCUUCUUCCUCGGCGUCCCCUUUACCAUGCUCGUGAUUGCCCUCCCGCAGCGAUUUCAGACGGUAAACAGCAUGUCCGCGCUCGACGCCGGCGUCCGCCUCCUCCCCUACGCGAUGCUCGCGCCCGUCGGCUCUCUCGUCAGCAACAUCAUCUUCAUGCGCCGCCCCGUGCCAAUCCCACUCUUGAUCGCGGGCGCCACGUUUCAGGUCCUGGGUCUCGCAUUGCUGGUCGCCGAGCCCGUCCGCGAGUCACUCCCAGCCAAGCUGUACGGAUAUGAGACCCUGGGCGGGUUUGGGGUGGGGAUUACUUUUGGGACAUUGGUAACUAUUACCCCGUCGAGUGUGGAACCGCGCGACCUCGCAACAGCAACGGGGGCGAUGAUCCAGUUUCGACAGAUGGGAAGCACAAUCGGCCUCUCAAUCGGCUCGGCCUUGCUAAACAGCUACAUCAAGAGCCAUUUGGCGCCCCCGGUCCUGAGCGCCUCUCAGCUCGAGUCGCUGCUGGAGAAUAUCCGCGUCAUCUUUACACUGCCGCCGGAGCUGCAGCAGGUGACGAGAGAGGUAUUUGCCGCGGCGUUUGAGCUGCAGCUCAAGGUCGUCAUUGGCCUUGCGGCGGCCCUGUUUCCGUCGAUUCUGCUUAUGCUGAGGGUGACGAGGAGAGAUGGGGGGAUUCUUUCGGCGGGGACGGGCGCAAGGUGA